Formica exsecta is the source of this 4095-nucleotide messenger RNA. RefSeq names its product heat shock factor protein (gene Hsf). Gene Ontology annotation, biological process: regulation of DNA-templated transcription. Lineage: Eukaryota; Metazoa; Arthropoda; Insecta; Hymenoptera; Formicidae. Gene Ontology annotation, molecular function: sequence-specific DNA binding; DNA-binding transcription factor activity. Bases 98 to 1915 code for a protein of 605 amino acids. The record is from RefSeq and is a predicted model, not a curated record. The transcript is spliced from 11 exons.
UAUUUCAUAUUUUUUUUAGAAUGGAAAAAGUUUUAUCAUUAAAAAUCAAGCAAAAUUUGCGAGAGAAUUAUUGCCACAUUAUUAUAAACACAAUAAUAUGGCUAGUUUUGUACGGCAGUUAAAUAUGUAUGGAUUCCACAAGAAAGUAUCCGUAGAAUUGGGUGGCCUAAAGUGCGAUAAAGAUGAAAUGGAAUUUGCACAUCAGUUUUUUUACAAAGGACAUCCAUAUCUAUUGGAGCAUAUUAAAAGAAAAAUUGCAUCUAGCAAGAGUCAAGAUGCAGCUCAUACUCCUAUGAAACCAGAAUUAAUGACCAAAGUGUUAGCAGAAGUAAGAAGUAUGAGAGGUCGACAAGAAAGUUUGGAUACUAAAUUAGGCGCAAUAAAACAUGAAAACGAGGCAUUGUGGAGAGAAAUAGCAAUGCUAAGACAAAAACACUUGAAACAACAACAAAUUGUUAACAAGCUUAUUCAAUUUCUUGUUACUCUUGUACAACCACCGAGAGGAAGUGGUUUACCUGUCAAGCGGCGAUAUCCAUUAAUGAUAGAUGAUUCAAAUCGUACACGUAAACAAAGCAAGUUGUCAAAGCCGCAAGCGUCUCCUACAGGACCAAUUAUUCAUGAACUUGAUGCAUCAGAAUCUGAUUUGGAUUCAGAAUAUAUUGUCGCUGAGAUGUUGGAGGAUGGAGCUCCAACUGUCCAUAGUCCAAAAGAAUAUAUUGAAACGUCAAUAAAUGAUGAAAAUAUGGAAAAUGUUCAAUUAAUCGAGAAUCCUGAGAUGACUCUGCUACAAAACGAUAUCGAAAUUAGUUCACAUGAAAAUGAUACGAGGAAGAAACGUCUUUGUAAGGGCAAAAAGAAGAGGAAAAACAAGGUGCCUGUCAAAAUUUUGAUCCCACCAUUGGAAAAUGGAGGAAAACCAAGGGAAGAAUUGCAUUUACUUGAAAUGCCCGUCAACGAGGAAACUCCUGCGACUUUCGCUUUACUUGAAAAAGAAUCUAUCGGUUCUAAACCUGUACCUGUGGCGACAAUACGCAGUUCUAAACUCGCAGCGAUGGCGGCAAAUAUUAAUGAAUCUCAAGAUGUUGAGCAUCACACUGAUAUCAUGGAAAACUCAGCUGACAUGGAAGAUGAUAUGGAAGCCUUAGAUAAUGAUGCAUCCAUGCUGAAGCUAGAAGAUAUCUUAAUUGUUCCAGAAAUAAUCAACAACAGUAACAUUCAAAAUAUUGUGAAGAAUAAAGAAAUUGAUGUCAAAGAACCUAAUCAAGCGAAUCAGGAACUUGAUCAAAUCGAUGAUGACAAAAUUGCUUUAGCAGCAAGUGAUAUUGAACAGCGCAAUGAAAAUGGAACAUCAAAAGUUUUGCAGGAUGAAAAAGACAAUGGCAACAAAGCAAGCACAAGUUCAUCAAAAGAUUUAUCUUUGAGUUGCGUCAAUUCUUCUGACAUAUCUGAAGCUAAUUACAGGUUAGAACCGAUGGAACAAAUGGAUAAUCAUCUGGAAACAAUGCAAACAGAUCUGGACAAUCUGCGUGAAAUUUUGCGUGGUGAAGGUUACACCAUUGAUGCUAAUACUCUCCUUGGGCUGUUUGGCGCAGAUGAUCCAAUGACAUUUGGAUUACCAAUUAAUCCAGAAUUGAACCCGAAUUGUGGAAAAGAUAAUGAUAACACUGCACUUGCAGAUUCUAUCAAUGGAUCUGCUGGUGGAGAACUUAUUGCAUAUAAUCCUACGCAAAAUCUACUAGAUUUUGAUGAUGAUAUGUUAUUGGAAAAUGAAUCUUCACUACCAACGGCAUCAUCAGAUUUACCUACAGACAAUCUAUAUACUUCAACUCUAUCAGAUUCUUUAGAUCCUUUAGAUGAUAAGGCUUUGCUUUACGAUUCUCUAAUAAGACUCUCUAGUAAGAAUCUAAAAUCGUAAACACUAUUAUUUAUAUAUAUGCUUUUUGCUGAGUACUCUACUUCUGGAUUAUUAAUUAUCUAGAAAAAAUGGUAAUGUAAAAAAUAGGAGAGGAGAGGAUAAAAUAUAUAUGCUGUUACAAAUUCUGCAGCAUUUGCUAUCACUUAAAGUAAGAAUAGUAUUUGCGGCAACAUAAUCUAAAUAUCUUAUGAAAAACAUAAUGAAAAGUAUAAAGGAGCAAUCUUAUAUAUAUUACUAAAAAGAAAUUAGAUACCGAAAUGAUUAUAGCUUUUCAAGAUCUUACAAAUGAACAAAUACGAGAGUUAUAUUAAUAAAACUUUUGUUCUUACUUGCUUGUAUAUAAUUACAAACAAUUUUUUUUUUCUGAAAAAUAUGUCUUGCAAUUAGCUUUGUAAAGAGAAUUAAAUAUAGAAUGAUAACAGUUUUUCAUAUAAUGUAUGAAGUAUUAGAUUAUAAAAAAGUUUAGAUUGUGAUAAAUUUAUGCAUACAUGUUAAAGAAAGCUGUUUUUGCUUAUAAACAUAUUUUUUUUAUUCCUUCAGAAUUGUUAAUUAUCUUAAAUAAAUUAUACUAAGGUACAAAAAAGAUAAAAUGUAAAAAGUGAUAGUGCAAGUCAAGAUUUCAAUGUUUUAUAUGCAAUAGAAACAUUCUUGAAUCUGCGAAUAAUAUGGAUAAUUUUUUCUUUUUUAUGUAUUUUGUGAAGCUUUUACAAUUUCUAAUGUAGUCCUGUGAGACUAGAGUAAUUUUGUACUUUUGUUGUACAUAAAACUUAUGUUUCAUAUAUACAAUUCGAACUCUGAGACCUUGAUGUUAUAUCUAUAUAUAUAUAUAUAUAUAUGUAUAUAUAUAUAGUGUGCAAAUUUUAAUAGAUGUGAAUAUGUAUAACAAGAUAAUGGGAGAUUACUAUAUUGUACUUAUAUGUGUUGGCACAGUUAAUAUGAGAAAAUUGCAGUUUAUUCAACAAAAAAUAUUAUCUUAUUCAUUAGACUAAUUUUUAUUGAGCAUAUCUAAGUUUAUUAAAGGAAUCCCAGUGCGUAAUUGUGAUUAAAACACUGAAAUCUUAAUCUUGAACCUCUACUAAAAUAAGUUGAUAUAUUGCAUUCUUAUAAGAGUGUGUUUAUCCAUCCGAUGCAGAUGCAGCAAGUCACUUGUGUUUCUCUUAUCUUUACUUAUUUAGUGCGUCUGCAAUGAGUGAAUUAAACCAUUCGAAUUGUAUAGUAAAAAACUAUAAUUACAUAUUAUUGCAUCAUUAUCAUGUUAAUAUUUUAUUUGAUUUAGAGAUAAAUAUAGCUAAGUUUUUAUAUUUACUAUAAAAGCAAAGUUUAGGUAUAUUAUUUUUAAAUUAGUGUGUAAAAUUUGUUAUGUAAUUUUAUAUAUAGUGAAGUGUCAGCCAUAUUCAUAUACAUUUCCUGUUUAUAAAGGUUUAAAUCUUACUAUUUGCAAUUAAAUUAAAAAAAAAAAACUGAAAAGUUAAUUUUUUUUUUUUUUUUUUUUGAGUAUAAAUUUAUUUCAAUAAAAUCAUUAAUAGGUGUGACAAGUAUUUAGUAAUUAUACUAAAAUAAUUAGUCAUUAUACUGUUUGUGUAUUUUUUACACUUUGUGAGAUAGCACCUACUAAUAUCCAUUUACAUUAACACUAUUUGUUUGAUGAGAAAUAUUAAUAAAGUAUUUUCAUGUGAAUAAGAGUGUAUAUCAUAUGGCAAUGUGUUGAUACUGCACUGUUUGAGAUAUCAAAUUGAUACAUUCAAAGAUUGAUGGAAAAUGUAAAUUGAAAAGAGAGAUUAUCAAAGAUAUUGAAUUUUAUCCAAUAUCACUUUUUAUGAUGUAAAUUAUUUGAUUGCACUCGAUAUAUAAUAAAAAGAACAAUUGUUUUGUUUAGAGAUAUAAGUAGGGGCCAGCAGGAGAUAAUUUAGCUUAUCAAGUUAACAAUUUUUAUCUUUUAUCAGCCUGUAAAUAGAUACUAUGUUUGGUUACAUAGAUAGAAUAUUAAGACACGAAUACAUUCAAACUACUUAACUAAUUAAGAAUACUAUAACAGGAUAUUUUAUUUUGCAGAUUUAAAAUAUACAAGACUCUCAUAUCAGUUUUUUUAUUUGUGCAUCUAUUAGUAAGAAUUCUUUAUUGUUAAGUCCGUUAUAUAAGUGUAAUUGAAAAAUUAGCAGAAUAAAAAUACUUUUACUACC